This is a messenger RNA of Dinoponera quadriceps, 3244 nucleotides long. RefSeq names its product ubiquitin-conjugating enzyme E2 R2. The coding region runs from base 701 to 1417 and encodes 238 amino acids. Gene Ontology annotation, biological process: ubiquitin-dependent protein catabolic process; protein polyubiquitination. The record is from RefSeq and is a predicted model, not a curated record. Gene Ontology annotation, molecular function: ubiquitin conjugating enzyme activity. Lineage: Eukaryota; Metazoa; Arthropoda; Insecta; Hymenoptera; Formicidae. The transcript is spliced from 5 exons.
AGCCAGCCGCUCGCGAGUGCGGAGUGCGCGUGCGCGACGGUCGGAUCGCUGACGCAGGGAGUACGUCAGCUGUUUUGUUAAGGCUCUCGGCAGAGGUGCGUGCGUGUUCCCGUCCGUCGUCAUCGGGAAUGGUGUUGCAUUGUUGACUCGGAGGGGCAUCUCUCUCUCGUAGCCGUUACACCGUCAUAGCAAUCUCGCGUUCCUUUGUUCAUCGCGUACGCGCCCAGAGAAGGCAGAGAAACGGAGUGUGAGGGAGAGCGCGAGAGUAGGAGGAAGAGGGAGAGAGAGAGAGAGAGAGAGGAAAAGAGACAUAGAUCGGGAGAGAGAGAGAGAGAGGGAGAGAACGCGGUGGCCUGGCGCUUCGCUCACGGGCGGUCUCCACGAGCGAACCCUCGCGCGAUACCCGAGUCGCAUCGUGUUCGCGUCGUGAAUCCGCGCUCCUCGUCGUCGUCGUAGCUCGCCUCUCGGACUUCUCGCUCGCUCUUCGCCGAAAUCCUCCCUCCCUCAUUAUCCGCAGCGUGCUGCGUCGUGGUGCUCCGCGCAAAAAAGGACGCGUCCGACACGUCGUCGUCGUUCGGCCGUUCGUUAAGCGGCGGCCACACUCGACGGGCGAGAGCGCGAGUCCCUCUCGGUCGUUCACGGACUCGUCGUCGCGCGCUGUUGGUGCUGAACAAGCGGAAGAGGAGAGAAGUUGGAUAUUAUGGCACAGCCGACGAGCAGCGCUUUACGGGCGCUAGCCUUGGAGUACAAGAGCCUGCAGGAGGAGCCCGUCGAGGGUUUCCGCGUCAAACUCGUCAACGAGGACAACAUGUUCGAGUGGGAAGUCGCGAUCUUCGGUCCGCCUGACACGCUCUAUCAGGGCGGUUAUUUCAAGGCACACAUGAAGUUCCCGCCGGAUUAUCCGUACAGUCCACCAAGCAUUCGUUUCAUGACAAAAGUUUGGCACCCGAAUGUAUAUGAGAACGGCGACCUGUGUAUAUCAAUUCUGCAUCCGCCCGUAGACGACCCACAGAGUGGCGAGCUACCCUGCGAGAGGUGGAAUCCAACGCAAAAUGUCAGAACUAUCCUCUUAUCAGUAAUCUCGUUGUUGAACGAGCCCAACACAUACAGCCCUGCCAAUGUCGACGCCUCGGUGAUGUACAGACGCUGGCGCGACUCCAAAGGCAGAGACAAAGAAUAUGAAAAUAUCAUAAGGAAACAAGCCCAAGCUGCCAAGAUGGAAGCCGAAAAGGAGGGUAUCGUCGUGCCCGUAACAUUGGAGGAUUACUGCAUAAAGACUCGGGCUAGGCCGGCCGAACAGCAGCUAGACAUGACGGACUUUUACGACGACGAGUACGAGUUGGACGACGACGAGGAUGAGCAACUGAGCGCGACCGAUUACGAGGACGGCGAUGACAGUGGCAACGGAGAAUCGUGAUCCAUUUCUUAGAUGAUAAUGCAUAAAAAGAAACUCGAGACGCUAAAUAUUAUCAGUUCUGUAUAGAUUAAUAAAUUAAUGAGCUUCUAAACCGGACGCUCUCUUUCUCUCUCUCUCUCUCUCUUUCUCUCUCUCUCUUUCUUCUUUCCGUCUCUUCGGACGUGCUGCCGAAAAUUCAAGUGAGCGUUUCUUUGCUCGAAGAGCAGCCGAUACGUCGCGAAAAAUCCGCGUAAAAUCGCGUACAUCUGCAGAAGCCAUCGUCAAUUAACACGCGCGCUUCUACCUGAAUCAAUCGCGGUUAUCUGUCACAGUCACGUGUUUCUUUUUCAUUUAAGAAAGCGAAUACGAGGAAGCGUUCUUUUUUUACUCGUCAUCCGUGAGUCUACGUAGCGCAUCACGUGCUUUCCGCAAUCUGCGACAUUGAUUGCGCGAAGUGGUGAAAACUGUCGUUCGCUCGGCGACGCGUUGCGACGCGAAAGACGAGAAAUCAACGCGGUUUUCUUUUCUUUUUCUUUUUUUUUUUUUAAUAGGGAAACUCGAGCACCGUCGUCCAACGACGGACACUACGAGCGCGUUAACGUUCAUCAUUGUAUGAAACUAUCGAGAAUUCCGUGUUUACAAGCUCUUUAACUUAAGCAAUAUGCUACGGUAUGCGUAUAAAAGUACCUUUCGAUAGGGAGCACUGUGCUUGUUGUGUUGUGGCUGGCACCUCGAUCUUUCAAAUCAGGACCAAUUGAUUUACCUAGCAGGGACUAACGUUCGAUAAAGACGAUCAUAAUGUAAGUAAAAACACGAUGAUUGACUUUGUAUUGGGCAUCUAGUUUCACGCCAUGUUCAAAAAGCUGUGAGUGUACGUGGGGUACGUCAAUUGAUCCUAAAAACGUAAUAUACCUACUACUAUUGAAAUUUGCAUUGAAAAUAACCGAAAUUCGCGUUGUUUUGUUUCAUUAAUUAUUUAUGUUGUAACAUCGAAGCGCAAUUGGGCGAGAAUUCGAAAACGUAGAAAUAAGAGGCAAAAAAAAAGGAAACACGAGCUGCCGAAGAAGACCCGCUCGAAAGAGAAGGAGGGAAAAAGAUGACGAAUCGUUUCAUCAUGCGCAGAAAUACGAUCCAUCCAUAUCAGUGUAGCAAAUUGUAAUUACUUAUCUUACGUGCAUGGAUAAUGCCGCGUACCGUAUCGGUAUCCUUCCUCGCCUCGUUUUGCGUCCGAGUUAGAAGCGAGAAAUCAGCGCGAUCAAAUGUUGAUUAUUGCUUCUCGCGGGUCUUCAACGGCGGGCGUUAAUCAUAGUUUCUAGAGUUAGACACAUAUGUAACUUUUGCUACAAAUACCUUAAUUUUCACCGUUAACAGCAAACUAAGUUUUCUUUUUUUCUGAGAGGAACAACGGUCGUGUGAAAAAACUUGUACGCGCAUAAUGUUACAGCCACAAAGUUAGUUUAGCUUAUAACUCUUUCGUUAAGAUCUCGUAUACUUAAGUAUUACCUUUCACGAGGGAAUGUAAAGCUUCCCCAGAGAGAAAUAUGGUAUAUAUAUUGGUUAAGCGUAAAAAGUAAAAGUGAUUACUUAAAAAGUGAAAAGUAUAUCCGGAGAUACAGCUAAUCGACUCUGUGGUAGUGUAUCUGUGCUCGUAUGACUGAAAUUGUAAAUAGUAAAACGAAACUCAAUUUUAAAGACACACGAAAUAUAUAAGUGCGUAUUCCUCUACUUAUUUCUUUAUUAGCCAUUUCAUCGAGAGACCAAAAUUGGGCGUUGAAAGUGUUAAACGGUAAAAUAAAGGGCGAGAGAACAUUUAAAUUCCGCAAUAGUAUCUAAAGAAAAAAAAAAAAA